This is a messenger RNA of Cutaneotrichosporon oleaginosum, 1558 nucleotides long. RefSeq lists its product as uncharacterized. The record is from RefSeq and is a predicted model, not a curated record. NCBI's taxonomy places the organism in Eukaryota, Fungi, Basidiomycota, Tremellomycetes, Trichosporonales, Trichosporonaceae.
GCACUCGUCUCUAUCAUGUCAACAUUCUCCUUCGCCUUAUCUCCUGCCAAGCGCUCCAGUCGCCCAUUCACUCCUGUAAUUCGCGCAGAAUCGGGACGCUCCAGCGACGCGUGCAUGGUUGGAUGGGCAUAUUACCUCAUUCGAAAGCUGGAAGCAUAUAGAACGUGCGCAGUUGUUAUAUUCCGGGCGGAAUGUAGUCAGCUGCCCCGCGGCUGAGUGUUCGGCUCCCAUCACACCUCAUCUCACCAUCUCACCGGCACUAACACCACCUCCGCACUCAUCCCCUCCAUCACCGAUGCCGUGGCCAACACUACCCCCCGGCCCGGGGAGUCCGGGCGAAAGCUGGAUGGCGCAUCCCGAGGCGUUCGCCGACGGACCGGACUACGCUGAGCCCCUCGUGUCCGCGCCCACCAAAGCCGUCGAAGAUCACUGCGCCCACACCGAAGACAGCGCCGAGUUGUGCGAGUACAUCCGCGCAUGUGCGCGCCAAGAGCCCCGCGUCUCACUCCGCAUUAGCGGGGACAACGGCCGCGCCUUCGACUUCACGAUCGACCUGGGUCCCGUGCUGGCCCAGGACGGGCGGAACAUCCGCCUCUUCUCGCGCCCCACCGCGGCAUACCGCACCGCGCACGCGCUGCGCGCCGCGGCCGCCAGCGUGUCCCGCGACAUCGCGCAGGCAUGGGCGGCGUGGUGGCGCGUCCUCCUCCCCGAGUGGCAGCCACGCGCGCGCCGGCACUCAAACCUCCACCCGCCGUGGUCUGAGGGCCCGUGGCGGAGCAUGGGCACAGGCAAGGUCAUGGACGAGGAGGCGCCGCUGUUGCGCCGCGAGCUGAGGGGAUGGUGUGAGGCGUAUGCGGCCGACAGCGGCGCGCUGAAGCGUUUCACGCUAAAGAAGGAGGUGUGGGGGUGGGAUCUGGAUUUGUUGCGCCGGACCGUGCAGCACCGGAUUUGGGCGAGUGGGCAGCGCGCGUUCGUCGACGUCGAAAUCGAGUGUGGAGAAGACGACGUCGUCGUCGAGCCUGAUAACGCGCUCGUACGCCUCAAGCAUAACGGCUGGGUCGUGCUCUUCGCCUGGAUCACACUGCUAUAUCCGCUUCUCUGGGUGCUUCUACACCUCUUAGGGCGGCAUGGUGCUACAUAUGACCAAGCCGUGGCGAGUUACGCACUCAAACUAUACCCAGCACUACCAGGCACAAGUCCGACCGAGUCUCUAGCUGAAGGCGCCCGCCGUUACGCGGCAGCUGCAGGACGCUGGGGUCUACCCGCUGACGCGCGCCUCGUCAAGGGCCCACGCGGCGUGCAUAUCCUGGUCGGCGUUGAAGAAUCCGAGUGGCUGCAACAAUGGGAGGAGAGAAUUUUGCAGGCUGUCAGACUGCGCAUUAAGGCGCCGCUCGAGAGCCAGGUGCGUGUGUUGGAAGAGAACGAGGAUGAGGGUCCAGAAAUGUGUGAGGUGUAGUGCCUUGGGGUUUCUCAACUUGGUGUUCGUAGGUGUCGUGAGGGUCGCAUCAGUUGUCCGUCGCGUGUGUUGUAGUUGAAUGUAUCUUCCAUGUCAUGUUGA